AUUCCCCCCGUGGAUGACGAUUUUCAGUUUGCGUUUACGCUCUGAUUCAUCCGAUCAAUGAUCAUUGUGCGUUGCCGUUUGGCACGUGUAAAAAAUCUACUCCAGUUUGCAUUCCCAUCGACGAACUCUCGAAGCACAGACCGCUUGUUCUCUUUCUCUUGAAAAAUGUGCUCCUCUCUUUGUUUCUGUCGGAAGAAGGGCUCGUGCGUGCAUGAUUCAACACAGUGCAAUCAUUUCAUUUGGAGUGCAGUGGUAGUCAUUUACGCGUAGGCGACCAAUGAGAUCCCGGUAAGACUCGUUCAUCACAUUACAUUACGAUUCAUUAAAAAAUUGGCCAGUGCCCCCUCAAGCUCGGGGCAUCGCCGCGGCUCUGACAGUUUCGAGUUCGUUUUAGCUAGUGAAGGAACUGCUCGUGACCUGCUGUCUCAAAAAAAGUGUUCAGAAAAUUAGUUGAAAAAAAUAUCGACAGCGUGUGACUCACAUUGUGUUAAAAUUCAUCUCGUUUCAGCAAUUAUUGAAUCACCCAUCAGGAAACAAAAAACAAAACAAUCACGACACGAUGGUGUGUUGAAUGAUUGGAAAAACAUUUGAUUUCCUACGACUUUUCUACGAUUUGAUUCGCAACAAAAAAUUUGCAGGUCUACUAUAUCUGUAACAGCAAACUUCCAUGAGACACAUUUCCAAAAAAAUCGUCAUUGUAACAUUGUAUUUGAAUAAUCGAUCGGCACAUUCGCAAGGAUUUUUGAAUUUCGUUUCUCCGAAAGGCAAUCGGUAUUCGACUAUUUCAAUGCCGAAGAAGCACGAAGCAAUUUAUAAUUGACGAUCGAAAACAAUAGCAGAGGAAUGUUACAUUAUCCGGAGCAGAAUAAUCACAGUUUGCCAAGCUGCGUUCUUGUUUGUUAUGUGAUAUUACGCUUUAAAUCCCUGGUGUGUUGACGAUACAGAUACAAGUGAACGUAAAAUAAAUACCGUAAGACGUAACGAGUGUAUAGUGCGCGUAUUGUAACGGCGUGACGUUUGUUAACGCGUGUGUGUGCACCGAAGUUCAUUCACGCUCGGUCAUUAUGAUUUGUUUUUGUACAGCGUGCGGUACAUUACUAUAAUCCAGUAGACUCGAUACUGCACAGAGCAUCCGCGGUGAGAGAAAGAAAGAUAUUAUGUUUGUACGUGUCGUAAUUUGAAAGGUAAAACACGGACUUUCGCUUUUUCCCACCGGCGUCCGAGUGGAUAAUUCAUUGGGACGAGAGAGUGGCACAGCAAACGGUCUGGGGAGCGCAGUGUUUUACCUGUCUGCCGGGCACAAACAUAUUGCUGCACGAGCCGAGGGCUCCCGCGCACUCCGCGGUGGUUCUCCAAGGUGUGGCGACGAAACCCAGGGGGAGACACGAGUUUCGAGCGAUACUAUAGUCAAUUUUGGAUCGAGCUCGUGUCGUAGAAGUCCAGCUCUUUUCUGCUAUAGUUUGAGCGUUCGACUCCUUCUCUUACUGUAGACGAUGCUAUAGUUAUGUCGCCAGUUUGACUGUUACAUCGUAACACUGACUAACGCACAACACAACGUCAGUGAAUCGUUCGCACGCGGCAAGAUGGUGACGCUCCGAGUACACGCCUUUAUUAAAGGGCGCGUCACUCUUCUCCUGGUUUUGUUGUGCCACGAUGUUGUUCACGUCGGUUGUCAGGCCAAUAAUCCUUACGGCGAAAGAACUUACGGGCGCGACGGUGUUUACGUCCCUCCCGGUACACCAGGAUACCAAACCUACGUUCACAAAGACAGAAGAUACGGUUAUCAGCCAAGCUACCUGGAUCCUGUUUACAGAGGACCCCCGAGAGCACCCGAAGAUCGUUUUCACUUUGGGGAAUCACCGCGACAUCCGGAACUGCCAGGAAUAUUGGGCGGUUGGCGGAAAGAUCUGCAGGGCAAGGAGAGACCAGACUCGAAGAGCCUGGAGAAAGAUAUAUUCGUGACGACGGAUUACGGACAGGUUCAAGGAUUCAAAGUUUAUCUGUACGAUCACCCGGAAGCGCGCCACAGGCCAUGGAAUUUGCCUGUAGAGAGGAUAACAGCGAGCGUAAAUGUUUUUCUUGGAAUUCCUUACGCGAUGCCACCGACGCGAGAGGCAAGAUUCAAACCACCGCAGCGACACAAACCUUGGCAGCUUUUGCAAGCUGUAGAUUGGGGACCAGCUUGCCCACAGCCGAGUACUUACACUGGAGCGACGAAAGGUAUUCGUGACGUUGACGAGGAUUGUCUCUACCUCAACAUAUUCACGCCGAACGCUCAAUCGGGAGUAGGAAAACGUUACCCAGUGAUGAUUUACAUUCACGGCGGGGAAUUCAUUCACGGAGCUAGCAAUCAAUUCCCAGCCCACAUGUUGGCUGCUUUUUACAACGUUGUCGUUGUUUCCAUGAAUUAUCGUCUCGGCGCACUGGGCUUUCUCAGCACCGGGGAUGAAAACAGUCCGGGAAAUUAUGGGAUCCAUGAUCAGGCGAUGGCUCUGCAAUGGGUCGCUGAUAAUAUACAAAAUUUUAAUGGAAUGCGAGAUUCUUUGACGCUUUUCGGACCUGGGGCCGGUGCCGCGAGUGCUGGAUUGCUCAUGGUUGCUCCCAGGACGAGACAUCUCGUUUCGAAAGUCAUAGCCCAGUCCGGAUCGGCUCUGGCCGAUUGGGCAUUGAUCGUUGACAAAUACCGGGCGCAAAAUACCUCGCGAGUUUACGCCGAAACGAUGGGCUGCAGCAUCGAGAGCAGCUUCAGAUUGGUGCAGUGCUUACGAGACUCGCGUAGCUUUUUCGAUCUUGGAAAUUCGGAGCUGAAGCCGCACGUCGGGAUGUUUCCUUGGGCGCCUGUCCUCGACGCUAAUUUCACCGUUCCUCAUGGCUUUUACGAUGAUUGGAGAGCCGAGGAUUGGCACUUUUUUACUGCUACUCCUGAGGACAGUAUAAGGGCAGGAAAUUUUAGUAAAAAUCUUGUUUACAUGGCUGGCGUCACGACGCAGGAAGCGGCGUGGAUAAUACACAAUAAUUCCACUCUGAGGAGGAAGAAUUUCAUCAUCGAGCCUGAAUUAUUUGACCAAAAAAUCUGGGAAAUGGUACUGCGUUACAAUUACACUCUCAAUCCUUGGGGCGUUUAUGAAGCGAUUAAAUACAUGUACACUUUUUGGCCAGAUCCGAAAAACGUUACGCUGAUACGCGAUCAGUACAUAAACUUGCUAACAGACUUCAAUUACGUCGCUCCGUUCGACAAGAUAGCCAAACUCUUAGUAUCCAAAAAAGUGCCAGUUUAUCUUUACGUUCUGAACACAACGAUAGAAGCUCUGAAUUUGCCACAUUGGCGAAGAGUUCCCCACGACACGGAGCACCUUUUGCUGACAGGAGCUCCCUUCAUGGACACUGAACUUUUCCCAGAGAACUGGAAACUCAGAAGAGACAUGUGGACGGACAACGAUCGCAAUAUGAGCCAUCUUUUCAUGAAGAUGUACGCAAACUUCGCGACUUAUGGAAAUCCAACACCUUCCCAGAUACUCGGCUUACACUUCGAAGUCGCUAAACCCGGUUACUUGAAGUAUCUCAACAUCAAUACGACCUACAACAGUUCCAUUUAUUACAAUUAUCGUCAAACUGAGAGUGCUUUUUGGUCGGAAUAUCUUCCAACUGUUAUCGGACGUCUUGUACCGACGUAUCCUCCCGUCACAGAGUAUUGGUGGGAGCCGAAACAACCGCUGCAGAUAGCCUUCUGGUCAAUGUCCACCGCUUGCCUUCUCCUCAUUGUUCUAUCGGUCGUUUGUUGUAUGCUGUGGCGUAAUGCCAAGAGACAAUCUGAUCACUACUAUAGCGGAGAUAUCCUGAUGGUCCGAGACGACGAGCACUCGGAGGGAAUCGAGAAUUUGACUCGAGCAUCGAAAGAAAACAUGUACGAAUAUCGGGACGCACCGCCAUCUUCGAAAGGGCGAAUACCUCGACAAAAUGAGACGAAGCUUCAAGAGCGUUUAGCGCACAAUCGCAAAUUCAGCUCAACGCCGUCAUUGAGAAGCAAUUCCAACAUGUCGUUGAAGGACAUGAGAAACGAGGGCUUCGUAACGAGCUCGCCGAACGGUCAUCCAGCGAGACAAAUUGGCAAAGCCUCCAGUCAAACUACCCUGACCAAAGGUAAAAAUCGCACACACGUCGUUCAAGGAGUACCACAGACGGCGGUGUGAAUUUUCGUGGUUCUUUGGAACUUAUCGACAUUCCAUUUAGUCUCGUGUAUAUCUCUGAAACGAGAGCAAGAAAAAUGUAUUUUUUAUUGAACAUUCAUUUGGAAAUGGAGGGGGGAAAUGUUUCAAAAGUCUUUAAACCCGCGAAUAUUUCCAGUCAUUCUGUAACUGAUUGUUUUGGUACAAAAUAUCAUUUUUAUAUCAUCAUUUUUGUAUUUGAAUGAUUUUUUAUGGCUUUAUCGGCUGUUUUUUUUUGUACGUUUUUAUCGAUCUCAUUUCACAAUUAACGUCCACUUUUCAACGACAGUGAAACAUUAAAGGGCGCAUGGAAAUAAAGAGCGUCAAAUGUGCAAAAUCUUGUUCUGGAAAAUUCUGAUUUUACGAACGAUGCGCAUUAAUAUUAGUUUCAUCAGAAAAUGUAAUUUUCUAUAUUUUACUAAAAUCUUGUUGCCCAGUUUGUUUAAGCUCAAGGUUGAAAAUCCUUUUAUAUUAGUCAUCGAUGCAUCAUGUAUUUGUUGUUUCAAAUGAGAUUUUCCAUGUGAAAACUCUGAAUUGUGAAAAGUUUCUUCGAAGCCACAGUCUUUAGUAUAAAUCGAAUAAAACAGUAGAAAAUUUUGAGGAGUUUUAAACAGUUUGUUAGUCGAUUAACAAAUGAAUCGACUAAUUCGAAUUAACGUUACAUUCAAACGUACCUCGUUGGGGUCUUAAGAUAUCCAAAAGAUCAAAAAACGCAUUUUUUUCAAAUGCAUCGCGGAGGUGGUAAUUAUGUUCAAAGUGCCUUGUAUAUUGACGGCUGUUGCAAUGUGGGACAGCAUUUUUAGAACACGACAGAUCAGAGUUCUUUCUGUAUUUUCAAUUUCCACUGCCAAAUGUGGGAGUCCUUUUCAGAAAGAUUAUCCGUCCAUUUAAUUAAUCUACAAUGAACAGUAGCACUAACUGGCGCAUGUAUAAAUGUUUCAUAUCAUUAAAAACAUUGUAUUAUAUAUAGAUACAUACGAAAAUGUUUACCAGUUUUAUAUAUUCAAAAUAUAUAUGUAUAUGUGUACUUCAACCUAGCAGGCAGCUUUUCUGAUGUGUGAACAGUCAGAUGAAGUGGUAUUAGAAUUUGCACUGCAUUAAAAUACAAGAAAUACAUUAUUUAUAAAUUUUAUCAAUUGCAAAAGUAUCUGAAUAUUUUGACACAUUCAAUAUUUAAAAUACAGAGAAAUUCUCUGAUUUUCAUUGCCUAAUACUGCCAAUAAAUUUAUUGAAUUAUUCUGCUGCAGCAGUUGAUACCGCAACUUCAAUGUCGGAAAGUCAUUGCAGAUCCCUAUUUUCUUGAAUAACUGUCUGCUAAGGGGAAAAAAGGUAUGCGCAGCUAGGUUCUUCCUUCAGCAUUGUAGCGCUCCAUUUUCUUUUGUUCUUUCUUGACAAUUCUAACUUGUGCAUGUAAAAUUCUGUCAGUAUUUUGUUCAUAAAUUGAUAUAAAAUGAAUACAAUCUGCUAAAUAUAUUUUGGCUUUUGAGGAUGAAUUAUAUUCACCAAAAAACGUGAUUUGCAGAUACCUUUUUUGCGUACCGUAUAUGAAUUAUUUUUUAAGUAGGAAUGAAGAAUUUGCAAGUGUUCGUAGAUUUAAUAAUAUAAUGAUUUUUUUAUAAUACCGUAAUAAAAGUUCGACGAAAUUACUUAUUAUUUCGUCGUCGCUAUAUACCACACACUGCUCCAUGUUGUCACGGAAAAAAUGAAGAGAUAUGAAGAAUGUUUUUGUCAUAUGGAAUGUUUUAGUUUUAAUUGUUACGAUUCUUUACCACAACCUGUUCAUCAUAAAGUUAAGAAAAUUUUAGCAAUUAUAUAAGUGAAACACAUUAAAUGUGUUAUAGUACAUAUAAAUAGGUCUAAAAAAAAAGUACAACUCAACCACAAAGUGUUUGUAGCAUUUUAUACGAAGCGUUGAUCGACUCAAGCGAGUCAAAAAGCACAAUGAAUUUUUUUAUAAUAAAAAAAGAUUUACACUUA
This is a messenger RNA of Venturia canescens, 6182 nucleotides long. It is a transcript of the gene Gli, whose product is annotated as carboxyl ester lipase-like protein Gli. The transcript has 12 exons. Lineage: Eukaryota; Metazoa; Arthropoda; Insecta; Hymenoptera; Ichneumonidae. The coding region runs from base 1584 to 4190 and encodes 868 amino acids. The record is from RefSeq and is a predicted model, not a curated record. Gene Ontology annotation, cellular component: septate junction; tricellular tight junction; plasma membrane.